Molecule: messenger RNA, 1020 nt
Organism: Chelmon rostratus (copperband butterflyfish)
Lineage: Eukaryota; Metazoa; Chordata; Actinopteri; Chaetodontiformes; Chaetodontidae
Gene: tmem59l
Product: transmembrane protein 59-like
Exons: 8
Coding region: 1-1020 (339 amino acids)
Source: RefSeq, a predicted model, not a curated record
AUGCUCCGGCUCGGCGGCGGGAUGUGCGGCUUGUCGGCCCUGCUCUCGGUGCUUGUCGCUGGGCUCGCGGCGGCGGCGUCCUCGGACCUGUUUGACAACCAACUGGGCGACAUCAAUUACUGCAAAAAGCAAUGCCAGCUCACCAUCAAAAACAAAAGCCCCGCUAAAGACUCCAUAAUGAACGCCUGUCACCGUGGCUGUCGCCUCUACUCCAUCUGUCAGUUUGUCAAUGGCAACGCCGGCUUCAACACCAGCAGGGAGGAGUGUCAGGGAGCCUGCCAGGAGGCAUAUAUCAAGCUGCUGGAGCAGGACGCCUGCAGCACCGGCUGUGCCAGCCAGCCCUCUGAACCUGAGAUCAAGAGGAGGAAGCUCAGAGCCAUGACUCUCCGCCCCAAGCCCCCCUCUGUGAUGGAGGCCGUGUCCAGUUGGUGCAAUGACAUUGUCAGCUCCGCCCAGAGUUUCAUCUCCUCCACCUGGACCUUCUACCUGCAGGCUGACGACGGCAAGGUGGUGGUAUUUCAGAGCCAGCCAGAGAUGGAGUACUCUCUGCCCGAGCUGCAGGCUCCUCGAUCCAACGUGGCAGACAAACCCUGGCCUCAGGUCCACUCUCACACCCAGAGACCCCAUGGUGUGAGGGGUCACGGCGAGAGGGGAGCAUCCAAAGCGGGAGGCAAAGGGAAGCACCCAGUCCAGCACGCGGACGACCCCACAGCUGAGCACGACUUCCUCGGCUGCAUGUCGCGACGUUCAGGCCUUCCACGGUGGAUUUUAGCGGCCUGUCUCUUCCUGUCCAUCAUGGUCAUGUUGUGGCUCAGCUGUGCCAGCCUCGUCACCGCGCCAGAGCAGCACAUCAAGACGCAGCUGAGCAUCAACGGAGAUAAAGAGUUCCUGGACAAUGCCCACAAAGUCAACCCGUACCACCUGAGUCCCGUGAUCGCUGUCGCCGUGAAACAAUCAGAGGAGAGUCAGGAAGCGGGGCCGCUGCCGGUGAAAGUUGACCUCAACAAGACCUGUGUUUAG